Molecule: messenger RNA, 2524 nt
Organism: Lynx canadensis (Canada lynx)
Lineage: Eukaryota; Metazoa; Chordata; Mammalia; Carnivora; Felidae
Gene: CUZD1
Product: CUB and zona pellucida like domains 1
Exons: 9
Coding region: 32-1858 (608 amino acids)
Cellular component (GO): cell surface
Source: RefSeq, a predicted model, not a curated record
UGCUAGCCCUCUGGGCUGUUUUUCCCCAGAGAUGGAGGCUCUGAGCAGGCUUGUCCCCUUGGCCCUUUUCAUCGUGCCGUGUUUGGCAGAGUUCAACUGGACCCAGUCUGAAGGCAAAUCUAGCUGCCGGGCCACCGUGGGAGGCACCAGCCAAUCGGAUGCCCAUAGAGCCCUAAUCCUGCAACUCAAUCCCAAUGAGGACUGCACCUGGACACUAGAAAAACCAGAAAACAAAAGCAUCAGAAUCAUUUUUUCCCACUUCCAGCUGGAUCCCAGUGGAGGGUGUAAAAAUGAAAACAUUAAAGUUUUUGAUGGAAACUCUACCAAGGGGUCUCUGCUCGGGAAAGUCUGCAGUAAACAUGACUACGUUCCUGUUUUUGAGUCAUCAUCCGAUACGUUAACGGUUCAAAUAGUCACCGAUUCUGUAAGAAUGCAAAGAACUGUCUUCAUCUUCUACUACUACUUCUCACCCGGCACCUCUAUUCCAUACUGUGGCGGUUACUUGGAUGCCUCCGAAGGAUCCUUUACCAGCCCCAAUUACCCAAAUCCACAUCCUGCACUGGCUUAUUGCGUGUGGCACAUACAAGUGGAGAAAGGUUACAAGAUAAAAUUACACUUCAAAGACAUUUUCAUAGAAGUGGACGAAUACUGCAGAUUUGACUUCAUUGCCGUUUAUGAUGGCUCCUCCACCACCUCUGGCCUGCUUGGACAAGUGUGUGGCUAUGUGAAGCCCACCUUUGAAUCCUCGUCGGACUCGCUGACCGUUGUGCUAUCUACAGAUUACGCCAACUCCUACCGAGGCUUCACUGCUUCCUACACUUCAGUUUAUGCGGGAAACGUCAACACUACAUCCUUAACUUGCUCCUCAGACAAGAUGAGAGUUAUCAUUAGUAAAUCCUACCUGGGAUUAUUAAAAUAUAGCGAGAAUAACUUACAACUAAAUGACCCAACUUGCAGACCAAAGAUAUUAAAUGUGGUGGAAUUUUCUAUUCCUCUGGAUGGAUGCGGUACAGUCAAAAAGGUAGAAGAUCAUUCAAUUACUUACACCAACAUAAUCACUCUCAUUCCGUCCUCCGCAUCUGAAGUGAUCACCCGCCAGAAACAUCUCCAGAUUGUUCUGAAGUGUGAAAUGGAACGUAAUUCUACUGUGGAGAUGAUGUACAUAACAGAAGAUGACAUAAUACAAAAUCAAAAUGUUCUGGGCAAAUAUAACACAAGCAUGGCUCUUUUUGAAUCCAAUUCAUUUGAAAAGCCUCUGCUGGAGUCACCAUAUUAUGUGGAUUUGAACCAAACUCUUUUUGUUCAAGUCAGCGUCCAUACCUCGGAUCCAGAUUUGGUGGUUUUUCUUGAUACCUGUAUUGCCUCUCCCACGUCUGACUUUGCAUCCCCAACCUAUGACCUCAUCAAGAGUGGAUGUAGUCGAGAUGAGACUUGUGAGGUGUAUCCGUUUUCUGGACACUAUGGAAGAUUCCAAUUUAAUGCCUUUAAAUUCUUGAGAAAUCUGGGCUCCGUGUAUCUACAGUGUAAGAUUUUGAUAUGUGACAGUAGUGACCAUCAGUCUCGCUGCAACCAAGGCUGUGUCUCUAGAAGGAAACGAGACAUUUCUUCAUACAAAUGGAAGGCGGAUUCUGUCAUAGGACCUAUUCGUCUGAAAAGGGAUCAAAGUGCAAGUGGAAAUUCAGGAUUUCAGUAUCAAAUACAUGGAGAAGAAACUCAGAAUCAACCUUUCAACAGUCUGCAACUAUUUUUAUUCAUGGCCCUUGCUCUGAAUGUAGUGAUUGUGGCUACGAUCACAGCAAGGCAUUUUGUGAAGCAGAGAACAGACUACAAGUACCAGAAGCUGGAGAAUAUGAACUAACGGGUUCAGCCUUAAGUGAGACACGUUCCUCCUGAACACCAAAGGAAAUGCUACCCAUUAUGAAUAAAUUAGGGAGAUCCUCAUAAGAGUGAUGCACAGGUCUUGCUGUCAUUGUGGUCAGAGUGUGCUGCCUUGCAGGGUGGUUGAAAUGAGCAAACAUUAUGUAAGUUAGGUCUCAUGAUAAAGACCUGAAGCCACCAAAAUAUUAAAUGAAUUAAAAGCAUCCUUUUUCACAAAGCAUUUUCAGUAAAUAAUUAGGUGAAAGGAAAAAAAAAAAGACAUAAGUCUUCAGCAUUAGAUGUAUUUAUUUUCUAGAUGCAAAUGUGUUACCUUUUGAAACAUAUAUGAACAUUAUAAUUUCUGAAACGAAGUGUGACAAAGAGAAUGACCAUCUUUUUUAUUCAUACGCCUCACUAUUUUAAUGCGGAGUCUCAGCAUCUUACAGCUUAAACACAUCUCAGAAAAGGGCUUUGGAAAGAAGACCCUGAUUAUCAUAGGCGAGACUUCUGUGUAGUUUCCAGGUUAACGAAGUAAAACAACAGUUCUCCCAUUUCCCAUCAAACACCAAAGCCAAACAUACCUGUAGCAAGGCAGAGUCAGUUCUGACUUAAUACGUUCCUCUCUGCUGUGGCUGAACAAAUAUUAAAGACCUCAGUGUGAACUGAC